GAAUAUGAGUUUUGAAUUUGUUGACAUAAUAAUCUUGAUGUCAUGAAGCUUUUUCAUGGAAAAAUCUGAAUGACCAGAAAAUCUCUGGUCAAAUAACCUAAAAGACCUGAGAAAAGAGACUAAUCAAUUCUCAGCUUUCAACAAGUGAAUUAUCAUCCAUGUUUUAGAUGAACAAUUAAUCAGUGAAAUUAAAAGUGAAAUCAACCGAAUCGGUUAUUUGGAAAAUCAUAUUACUCACCUGUGAAUAAUUCAUAUGAAUUAUUGUGAAUUUGAUCAACAAAAUUGUCUUUAACUGGAAUAGAAUUUGAUUCAAUUCAAUUGUUCUUGAUCUCUAUCUAAUUAGUCUCAAGAAUCUUUUGCCAAAAGGAGUAAGAAGUUAUCGAGAUGAGUUAAUUAUGGAUCAAUUGUAAUUCGAUUGGUCAAAUAGUCUCUGUGUCCACCACCAAACUCUGGAAUUGAUCCGAAUGACCGAUAACAUUGGAAGUUUCAAUAUCCUGAUGGGUCAAGGCUCUUCCACCGAAAGAAUCACCUUUCAAAUGAGUUGGAACAAUUUUCUCUCCCCCAGAAUCACAGAUAAAAGAUUGAUUUGGAUGUGAACGUUAUCAUCAAUCUUCAUUCUUGCCUCUUUUCACUAUCUCACUCAAUUACUCUCUCUCUCUCUCUCUUUCUCUCUAUCUUCCUUAUUCUGACUCUUCUCACUUUCUCUCAUCAUCUUUGCACUGUCUAAGGUAAUGGAUGGUAACAAUAGUAAAUAUCUUAAAGGCCAAAGGUCUCAAUCUACUUCAUCUCAAAUGGGAUUAUCACCAAUGAUUCUUAAUCGUGACCAUCGUCAUCGUAGUAGUUUACCCAGUGCUUUACUUGCUCCGAGUUUGUAUCAACUUUCUCACUUUGGUGGUAACUUUGGUCGUCGUCAUUCAGUUAAUACAAUUGCCGCUGAAAUGUCCGAUUGUGAUGUUGUUAUGGCCGAAUCUUAUAAGACCCGAGGAUCUAAUCAGUUAUCUACUGUAAAUGGUAAUAAUUUAGCCCCAGUUUCGGGAGUUACGACGCGUCGAAGUCCAUCAAUUGAUCUAUCUCAGCUUAGAUCAACUCAGUCAACAUACAAUGAUGACAAUUUGUCUCAAGCAUCUUUAUUGUUAAGUUUAGCCAAUUCUCAUCAUGUUUAUCAAUCGUCAAUUAAAUCAUCCGCUUCAAAUUGUGAAGAUAAUUUAAAGAGGACCAAUGGCAAUAGUAAUAAGAAUAUGGGUAAUCAGUUACAAUCCACUGGUCAGUCUGGAAAAUGUAACGAAAGUGAGAAUCAAAAUCGUGAAUCUGUGAUAUCGCCAUCGACUUCAAUCGAGUCUGGAAUGGACUCCGUUAUGGAUGAAGAGAUGGAAUCUCCUCGAACACCAUCAAUGAUCAUCAAUGGUGAAAAUAACACGAAUUCAAAUUUAGGUUGUUCUCCUUUUCAAUAUAUCUCUUCCUGUGGUAAUCGAAAGAAACGAGGUUCGAUGAACGAAUCUGCCCUUGGUUUACCAAACUUUCGACCUGUAAACAUAUCAAUUGACCAACUUCCAUCUCGCUCUUUGCAAGAUCUCAGGUUAACAGCUGCUUCAUCAGCAUCUUUAGCAUCAUCAGCUUCUGAUGAAUCAAAUACUAGUGAUUUUGCUUCACCAUCAACACCUCGUCAACAAGAUUCUAGUGGAAACAAACUAAUCAAUUCUAAUCAAAAUUCUGUUGUACCAAAUAUCAAUCAAAGCCAACAGUUAAAUGCCAAUACAGCUUCAAGUGAUUCAAUGGUGUCAGCUGAUUUUCCCGGAAUUGGAUUGAGUCCAGGUUACAGUCGCCAACAGUUACUAUCCGGCCCUUGUCCAAUUUGCGGUGAUAAAAUCUCUGGUUUCCAUUAUGGCCUAUUUUCGUGCGAAUCGUGUAAAGGCUUUUUCAAAAGAACAGUACAAAAUAAGAAAAAUUAUGUUUGCUUGCGAGGUGCGAAUUGUUUGAUAACCAAAGAUACUCGAAAAAAGUGUCCUGCCUGUAGAUUUGAGAAGUGUCUUCGCAUGGGAAUGAAAUUGGAAGCAAUCAGGGAGGAUCGAACUCGAGGAGGUCGAAGUACCUAUCAAUGUACUUAUACAAUUUCACCGACAACAAUUAAUCCAAACUAUGGAUUUGCCAAUUGUAAUAAUUUAAAUUCUGUUGUUCAUUCUGAUAAUAAUACCAUGAGAGUUCAACAAUCAAACAGUGUUGCAAGUGCCAUGAUGAUGAGCCAACCAGUAGGACACAGUAGUCACGAUGCUCGAAAUUAUUAUCAAACAAAAUGGUUGCCAAUGUCUAAUGAUUUAAAAUCAAUCAAUUGCGAUUCACCAGUAAAUUUUAGUUUAACUACAAACAAUGGAAUAAAUAAUGAAAAGUUUACUCUCGAUUCAAGCGAUUCCGCCUCAGGCUCCAAUACUUUCAGUCCAAUUAUACCUCCGAAAAUAAGUGGACUAAUCAAGGAAAUUUUAUCCGCUGAACAUCAUUGGCGCAGGACGCUGAGUGAAACUAAAACGUGCGAUUUAAGUAAAACAAAUCAUCGUUAUUAUAGUGAAAACGUGACCAGUGAAACAAAUAAAGAAGUGACUUCGAGCGAUAUUGAAAACAGUUUCUGUAGAAUCGCUGAUCAUCAUUUGUACAAAUUAGUUCUAUGGUGUAAAAGUUUACCUUUAUUUCAAGAGAUCUCAUUUGAUGAUCGAGUUGUUUUACUCCACAAUUCAUGGAUUGAACUUCUUUUGCUCAGCUGUUGCUAUCGGUCAAUCGCAACUCCAGGUUCCAUUAAGAUAUCGUCCGAUCAAGUGAUCACAAUUGAAGAAGCUCGAACUCUAGGAAUCAAUAAUGUAAUACAAAAAAUGAUCUACCUUUCAGAUCACUUGAGACGACUUCAGGUGGACGAAUGUGAAUACGUUUGUCUUAAAAUCAUAAUUCUAAUGGCAUCAGAUGCAAGUGAACUUCAAGAGCUAGAAAAGGUUGACAAACUACAGAAACAGAUUAUGGAAGCACUUCAAACAUAUUCGGCUUGUAAUUAUCCUCAACAUCAAUCUAAAUUUGGUGAAUUACUUUUACGUUUACUCGAAUUGGAAAAAGUUUGUCAAGUUGCCAGAGAAACUUUAACCGUUAAACAGAAUGAAAAAGAUGUCAAUGGUUUCAAUAUGCUGAUGGAAUUAUUUCAAAGUGAUGACCAUUAAGACGCAACAAUUAACUAAUUAUAAUAUAUAAUACAAAUUUUAUCAAAAUUCACCCACAAUCAAACUAAAUGUAAUCCCCUUUAUACAAUUUACUUGAACCUGUAUAAAGGUUUGAUCAUUUUAAAAAGCAAAGCCUAAAAUCAAACGCAUCUUCAUACAAACUGAUUAAAAAUAUUAUUUCAAUUUGAUUAA
Panonychus citri (citrus red mite) is the source of this 3386-nucleotide messenger RNA. It is a transcript of the gene Hr39, whose product is annotated as nuclear hormone receptor FTZ-F1 beta-like. The record is from RefSeq and is a predicted model, not a curated record. Gene Ontology annotation, cellular component: RNA polymerase II transcription regulator complex. Lineage: Eukaryota; Metazoa; Arthropoda; Arachnida; Trombidiformes; Tetranychidae. Gene Ontology annotation, molecular function: RNA polymerase II cis-regulatory region sequence-specific DNA binding; nuclear receptor activity; zinc ion binding. Gene Ontology annotation, biological process: hormone-mediated signaling pathway; tissue development; regulation of transcription by RNA polymerase II.